Messenger RNA from Prorocentrum cordatum, 168 nucleotides. The record is from the annotation of a GenBank genome assembly. NCBI's taxonomy places the organism in Eukaryota, Dinophyceae, Prorocentrales, Prorocentraceae.
GUGCUGGCAGCGCUGCUCUACCUCGCGCGCCAGAGCUUCCGGGGCUCCGCGCUCGCGCAGACGAACGCGGAGUGCCUGUGCGGCUGCUGCUUCUCGGUCGCCGAGGCCCUUCUCGCGUUCCUGCUGGUGCCCCUGGUGCUCCGCAGCGCCGUGGUGUCCUGCGUCGCG